Oryzias melastigma (Indian medaka) is the source of this 1234-nucleotide messenger RNA. RefSeq names its product NK3 homeobox 2 (gene nkx3-2). NCBI's taxonomy places the organism in Eukaryota, Metazoa, Chordata, Actinopteri, Beloniformes, Adrianichthyidae. Gene Ontology annotation, cellular component: nucleus. The transcript has 2 exons. The coding region runs from base 289 to 1086 and encodes 265 amino acids. Gene Ontology annotation, molecular function: RNA polymerase II cis-regulatory region sequence-specific DNA binding; DNA-binding transcription factor activity, RNA polymerase II-specific. Gene Ontology annotation, biological process: regulation of transcription by RNA polymerase II; cell differentiation. The record is from RefSeq and is a predicted model, not a curated record.
CAUGUCAGUCACAGGUGAGGGUGUAGGGUUAGGAAAGUUUGAGUGAAAAGGGCCGGAGACUGAGGAGCGCCGGAGCUGAUGGCAGAGCCGUACGCCGGGGCAGCAUCGCGGACGAGGAAGGAACUUUUUCCUGCGGGGAUGAGAGUGCGCAACAACUCCAGAGGAGGAAAGUGAAGCGCCAGCUGAGCACAGCGGAGGGGCACAAACCGGAAAAUGUGAUUUGACAUCUAUGCCGCAAUUCCUCGACUUUUAGACCGAGCAAACCGACGCUCCCUUGAAGUAAAAAAAAUGGCCGUUCGGGGCAACGCGCUGAUGCCGUUCUCGAUCCAGGCAAUCCUGAACAAAAAGGACGACAGCAGGCACUUGCCAGAGUUAGGCAUGUGUCUGUCCAAGACGGCGUGCUGGAAAAUAAUUGGGGAAAUGAACGGAGACCCGAUGAGGACUGGUGGGGAGGCUUGUGAGCAGACCGAACAGAGGAGCUACGACUCGGAUUCUGGACUCAGCGACGACAACGACGGACAGACUCCUGCCGCGUGCAAAUCGGAGAAGGACGGAGAUCCUGCGUCGGAUGUUCCGGAUGAAAGCCUUCAGGAGGAGACGGACCAUGAGUCUGGCGCUGCGGACAACGUGAAGAGUGACAGUGACCCUAACAAUGGUACGGACUCGAGCAACCUGGACGAGAAAAGCGCGGACCAGCCCAAACAGCGGAAGAAGCGCUCCAGAGCCGCCUUCUCUCACGCGCAGGUCUUCGAGCUGGAGCGCCGCUUCAACCACCAGCGCUACCUUUCCGGACCCGAGCGCGCGGACCUGGCGGCCUCCCUCAAGCUCACAGAGACUCAGGUCAAGAUCUGGUUCCAGAACCGCCGGUACAAAACGAAACGCCGGCAGAUGGCGGCGGACCUGAUGGCGUCCACGCCGGCGGCGAAGAAGGUGGCGGUGAAGGUUUUGGUGAGGGACGACCAGAGACAGUACAGCCCGGGGGAGAUCCUGCGGCCGCCGCUGCUGUCCCUGCAGCCGUCCUACUAUUACCCUUACGCGUACUGCCUCCCGGCGUGGACACUGUCUGCAUGCGCGGGGAAUCAGUGAGAACUCCCAGACUAUAUUUAUUCUUUUUUUUGCUCAUUUCUGCGCCCAGGAACUUGGCUGACUUUUAUUUUCUUUCACCAAAACAAAAGAGGUGCAGCAGUUCUGACUGAACUUCCUGAUCCAGGAAAGAACUUCUCACAUUUUUCCA